Molecule: messenger RNA, 7273 nt
Organism: Daucus carota subsp. sativus
Lineage: Eukaryota; Viridiplantae; Streptophyta; Magnoliopsida; Apiales; Apiaceae
Product: TMV resistance protein N-like
Exons: 11
Coding region: 528-6272 (1914 amino acids)
Biological process (GO): signal transduction; defense response
Molecular function (GO): ATP hydrolysis activity; ADP binding
Source: RefSeq, a predicted model, not a curated record
CAGAAAUCAAUAUCAAAUUUACUGCUGCUACGGUCUAUUCUGAAACCCCAAAACUGAUAUAUGAAAAAUUUGAGAGCAGAUCGCAGAGGAGAAUGUCGAUGGAGACAAACUCGUGGUCAGCUUCUUGUUUUGCCGCCGGGUUUGCUGAGUCGACUCAUCUCCGAUGUGUUCUGGAUCGUCGAUUCUUUGUCCCUCGUCUCCGACACCAUCUUUUUGGCGUGUUUGAGUCAUGGGAUCAGUCAAUUGAAAGCGGAAAACAAUCAGAGGAAUAAGUUCUUAAUGCUGUUAAAUCAAAUUGAAGUAGUUAUGGUUAAUUAGUUGAAGAACUUUGAUAAUAAUGGCUAAAAGAUGAUAAAUUAGGGUAGUUUUGUGUUGUAUUCGGGCCUGUUGGAUCGUUUAGCUACUAGAUUACAAGAUUUAGUUGACUGAAUGACUUAUUUGCAAGAUUUUUGAGUUGAAUGACCCAUUUGCAAGUUAGUGUUGACCGUUGAAUAUUCGACUAGUUGUGGGAACUGUUGCAGGAAUCCAUGUCUUCUACACACACUUCUCAAGCUCCAUCUUCUGUUACCAAUGUAAUGCCUUCCUCAACCGGCUCUCAAGUUGCAUCAUCUUCUGUUUCAACGUCUUCUGCAACUACUUCUCAAACUCAGUUAAACUUUGUUUCCAGAUCAACUCCUACUCAAUAUCACGUUUUCUUGAGCUUCCGUGGUAAGGACACUCGAUUUAACUUUACCAGUCAUUUGUACCAAAGACUAGAUGAUCAUGGAAUUCGUACGUUUAUGGAUGAUCCUGAGCUACGUGGCGGAGAAGUUAUCUCAGAUGCAUUGAUCCAAGCUAUUCAUGAAUCCAUGACUUACAUUGUUGUCUUCUCCGAAAAUUAUGCGACCUCAUCUUGGUGCCUAAAUGAGCUUGUAGAAAUCCUCAAUUGUCACAAAAAAGCUGACAGAUUGAUUAUUCCUGUGUUUUACAAAAUUGAUGCAUCUGUUGUACGACACCAAAUUGGGAGUUUUAAAGAAGCUUUCGAAAAGCAUCAAGUUCGUGUGGAAAUGGAGAAAGUGAACAAGUGGAGACUUACAUUAACCGAAGCUGCAGAGUUUUCAGGAUUCUAUAUAUCUGAAACUAGGUCUGAAGCUGAUAUUAUCAACCAAAUUGUUGAUGAAAUUCUACCCAAUAUAAAUUCCAUGGAUUUAGAUGUUGCUAAAUAUCCAGUUGGGUUGGAUUCUCCUCUUAAAGUUUUAACAACAUUGCUGGACAAUGGCAGAGAAGAAGGUUUUACUAAGAUCGGUAUAUAUGGUAUGGGUGGAGUGGGCAAAACAACUCUUGCUAAAGCUCUUUUUAAUCAACUCUUGAAAACAAGAAGCUUCAAGGGUAGCUGUUUCCUAGCAAAUGUUAGGGAGGUCUCCAGGACAUUCAAAGGCAUAGAAUCUUUACAACAGCAAUUUAUUAAUAAUGUUCUUAAAAGUAAGAACAAAAUUGAGGUUGACAAUGUUGAAAAAGGAAUUAUGCUUGUAAAAGAGAGAAUUUGUUCCACAAAAGUUCUACUUCUUAUUGAUGAUGUAGACGACCCUAGACAAUAUGAAUCCUUGGUAGGAUCAUUUGCUCUUGGAAGUGUAGUUAUCACAACUACAAGGGAUCAGGAUAUACUGGAUAAAAUUGAGGUAGAACCCAAAUUUCAAUACAUGGUAAAUGAGUUGGAUGAUGCAGAUUCACUGGCACUGUUUACCCGGCAUGCAUUUCGAAAUGCUGAACAGAACAACACUUUAAUGGUAUUGUCUACAAACAUUCUACGUCAUGCUGGUGGGCUUCCUUUGGCUCUCGAGGUUUUUGGUUCGUAUUUGUAUAACAAAUCUGAGGUGGGAUGGAAAUCUUACAUUGAGAAACUUCAGCGAGUUACCGAAAACAGUAUCCAGCAAAAACUUAAAAUUAGCUUGGAUGCCAUAGAAUUGGAUGAUCCUAUGUUGAAGAAAAUUUUCCUUGACAUUGCUUGUUUUUUCACCAGAAUGGAAAAACGAAAACUUGUUAAGAUAUUGGAAACUUAUUAUCACUUUGCAGAUCAUAAGAUUGAUAUUCUACAGAAAAAAUGUUUAGUAAAGAUCAACUAUAAUGCUUACUUGGGAAUACAUGAACUGGAAAUGCAUGAUCUGCUUAGGGAUAUGGGAAGGGCAACUGUGCGCAACAUCUCUCCUGAUGAGCCUGGAAAACAGAGUAGAUUGUGGGUGUCAGAAGAUGUAUAUUAUGUACUGAAGACACACAAGGGAACAGAAUCAAUUGAAGGUAUUUUCGCUGAUAACCUUGACCACCAGCAUGCGCUUGAAGGAAAAUCAUUCAGUAUCGAAACAUUUAAAAGGAUGAGUAAAUUAAGAUUUCUUUACCUUAAGUAUGUGAAUCUUACUGGAAGCUUUGAACAGACAUUUGAAGAUUUGAGGUGGUUCUGCUGGGAGCAUUGUCCUUUUGAGUGUUUACCCUUUGAGUUUUACCCGCAAAAACUUGUAAUCCUUGAGUUGCCUUACAGCAAUAUGAAAUCAAUGUGGGAGCUAAACAUGGUUUCACAUGUUUUCGGAAAGUUAAGGACUCUAAAAAUGGCGUACUCCAAGAAUUUAAUUACAACUCCGGACUUUAGUAAAUUUCCUUAUCUUGAAACUUUAAAUUUGCAGUUCUGUGAAAGUUUGGAGGAGAUCCACAUGUCAAUUGGAAGUUUGGCAAGUCUUGUUUCCUUAGAUUUGCUUGGUUGUGUGAAGCUAAGAAGUCUUCCGGACACCAUCUGCAACUUGGGAGUAUUAGAAGUUCUAAAUUUGUAUGGUUGCACUAGUCUACGAGUAUUGCCUACAGAAUUGGGAAACAUCAAGUCCCUAACCAAUCUCAUUGCAGGAGAACUGUGUCUUACAAAAUUACCGGAGUCCAUCGGACAUCUUACCAAGCUUGUCGUGUUGGAUCUAAGAUAUAACGAGAAGCUUGAAACUCUCCCGAACACCAUAUGCAACCUGAGAUCUUUAGAAAUUCUUAAUAUUGAAAGGUGCAGUGGUCUGGAAGCUUUGCCUAUGGCAAUUGGGAACAUUGAAUCCCUAAAAAAGAUUGAGGUGAGGGACCUGACUGUUUCGAAAUUGCCAGAAUCGAUCGGAAGUCUUACUAAGCUUGUUGAGUUGGAUCUAAGCUUUAACAAGGAGCUUGAAACUCUUCCGGACACUGUUUGUAACUUAAGGUCUCUGGAUAUUCUUAAAAUUGAUGGGUGUGAAAAACUAGAAAUACUACCAGAUCAGCUGUGGAAAAUGACAAGGUUGAGGGAGCUAAGUGCAAGAUCAACUUUUAAGUUACAAAGCUUCCAGAUUGCAUCUUCAUUGCAAAAACUGGAAUUAUCCAGUAGUGGUAUCAAGGCCCUGCCAUCUUGUGUCAGUCAGCUGUCAAAUCUGAAAGAGAUAAAUGCGUAUGGUUGUUUCUCUCUGGAAAGAUUGCGUCUAUCCAAUUUGAAACACUUGGAGACAUUGAACCUUCAGUACUGCACUAAUUUGACGGAGAUUCAAGGCUUGGAAGAACUCACUGCCUUAAGACAGCUUGAUUUAGUUGGUUGUAGUGGUUUGACACAUAUUCAAGACCUGGAGAAACUCACUUCUAUCAGAUUACUUGGAUUGGAUGGUUUAAACUCUCUUGUGCCACAGAGGCAUCUCACCAAAAGAUUGUUUCAGGUGUAUUCCGAAUUUGGGCAUCGGAUAUCUGUUGUCCUAAAAGGAGUCCAUGGCUUGAAAAGUCACCUUCAGUGGCCUAAUUGGAUGAUUGAAUCGCCAUAUUGGACAAGGGCAAGUGAAUCAACAACAAUGUAUGCACAUCUGCUGCCAAAUGAGUCCCACAAUUUUAUGGGCUUUAUUAUUUGCUUUGAUAGGUAUAUCAGCGAAAGUUCUAGAUGUGAUUUUUCAGUUAAGAGUACUACAAGUGGUUUUAUAUGGAGCGAAGGCGGCCAUGGUUCUCAAUCAAAGAUGAUGGUAAUGGUGCCAAAAUCAAUGUUCUCAAUCACCGAUGAAGACCAUGGAAUUGAAUUUACAACUGACAAUUUAAGAUUUCUUGGGAUUCAUUUACUAUACAAAACCGAGACUGAGAUGAUUGACGAUGUUGAAAAACAUGAGAGUAGCUUUAAUGCGUUGAAAUUGGUUGAUCCAGUGCUACAAGAUAUUUUUCUAGAUAUUGCUUGUUUUUUCAUCGGAUGGCAUAAAAAAAAGGUCAUUCAAAUACUGGAAACUUAUUAUUCCAAUGUAGAUCGUGCUAUUGAAAUUCUCCAGAAUUGUUGUUUACUGACAAUCAAUGAUCGAGAUGAGUUGAAUAUGAUUGAUCUGCUCCUGCAUAUUGGAAGAAAAAUUGUAUGUAAUAAUGCAUAUGAUGAGCCUGGGAGACAUAGCAGAUUGUGGUUAUCAACAGAUAUAUAUGACGUUUUGAAGGAGCACAAGGGAACAGAUGCAAUUCAAGGUAUGAUUCCUCACCAGCUUGACUCCCGUGCACUUGAGGGAGAAUCUUUCACUAUGGAAAUGUUCACAAGGAUGAGUAAAUUAAGAUUUCUUUACCUCUCGAAGGUAAAUUUAGCUGGAAGCUUUGAACAAGCAUUUCAAGAGUUGAGGUGGUUCUGUUGGGUUCACUGCCCUCUUAAAUGUUUGCCUUCCGAGUUUUACCCGCAAAAACUUGUUAUUCUUGAGUUACUUCAUAGCGAAAUGAGAACCAUGUGGGAGCCGAACAUGGUUUCGCAUGUUUUUGAAAAGUUAACGACCCUAAACAUGGACUACUCUCUACAUUUAACUACAAGUCCAAACUUUACUGAAUUACCAUGUCUUGAAGUUUUAAGUCUUACGGGCUGUGAAAGCUUGGAGGAGGUCCAUAAAACCAUUGGUAGUUUAGUGAACCUUGUUUCUUUAGGUUUGAAAGGUUGUGUUAGGCUAAGAAGUCUUCCGGACACCAUUUGUAAGUUGAGAGCUCUGGAACUUCUAGAUAUUAGUGAUUGCAGUUGUUUGGAAGCACUGCCUCUGGCAUUGGGAAACAUUCAAUCACUGAGAGCACUCGAUGUGAAGAAUACAAAUGUUCCAAAAUUGCCUGAUUCGAUUGGACACUUAACUAAGCUUGUUGAGCUAAAUUUAAGGUGUAGCAGAUACCUUCAAACUCUUCCACAUACCUUCUGCGACUUGAAAGCUUUGGAAGCUCUUGAUAUUAGUGAUUGCAGUUGUUUAGAAGCAUUGCCUACUGGAUUGGGUAAUAUUCAAUCACUGAAAGAACUCAAUGCAGAAAAUUUAGCUGUUUUAGAGUUACCAGAUUCGGUUGGAGGCCUUAGUAAGCUUGUUUGGCUGAGAUUAAGUGGUAACAAGAACCUUGAAACUCUACCAGACACCAUUUGCAACCUGAGAUCAUUGGAAAUUCUUGAUAUCUCUGGAUGUGAAAAACUAGAAAUAUUACCGGAUCAACUAUGUAUGAUUACAAGUUUAAGGGAACUAAUUGCAGGUGGCGCUACUCUUUUAAAAAGAUUUCCUUAUGUUGCAAGUCAGAUCACAUUAUCACUGCAAAAGUUGGAUUUUUCUGAGUGGGGUCUUACUGCACUGCCAUCCAGUAUUAGCAAGCUUCCAAACCUAGAAAAUUUGAAUCUUAAAGAUUGUCGUUGUCUGUUGUCCAUUGCAGAGCUUCCUCUUAAUUUGAAAUGGAUAAGGGCAGAUGGUUGCACGUCUAUGGAAAGAUUACCAAAUCUAUCCAACUUGAAACAAUUGGAGUACUUAAACCUUGAAGAUUGUAGUGGUUUGACUGAAAUCCAAGGCUUGAAGGAACUGACUUCUAUUACAAGACUUCAUUUGGAAGGGUGCAACUCCUCUCUUCUGUCAUACAUUCUUACAGAGAAUUUCUUUCAGAUGUAUUCUCAAUUUGGGAACCCAAUUCAAAUUUAUGCUCCCUUUCCGGACUGGAUUAGUCUAUCAAGUGAAUGUCUGUCAACAAUGUGGUUAGACGUGGCAUCAUAUGUGUCUCACCAUUUCUCAGGGAUGAUUCUUUGCUUCGAUUCCUCGAAUCUCUCAGAUGGUUUUCUUGUUAGAAGUUUUCCAAGUAAUUAUAUGUGGAGCGGGAGGUUAGAUGCUUAUAGCAAGAAAUCAAUAAUGGUCAUAGUACCAAAUUCAAUAUUUUCUGUCCAAGGUGUUGAUGACAAAAUUCUGUUAAUGACAAAAGAUGCAAUAAUUCAUGGGAUUCAUCAUCUACCGUGCAAAACUGAAGAGUGCAGCCGCACCAGUCAAUGUAGAUUACAACAUUCUGAUAGUGACUAGAGCUAAUCAUUCUCUCCCACGAAAUGUUGAAAGAAAAGUGCUUUGUUUGAUCUACAUGAAUGCAAAAACAGUUUCCGUGAUUGAAUCCCUCAAAAGUGCUCAGUAGGGGUAAACUUGGAGCGUUUGACUUAUCAUCAAAGAACCCAAUUUACCGGAAUCGGAACCUUCUGUUUGCCAGCUAAAGAAACAGCAAAGCUAGCAGGGUACUACAUAAAGCAUGGUUUGAAUGUUGGAUCCCGCUUCACGUAUUUCCAUAUUUGGGAAUUUGAUGUCACAGACAAAUAUUCAAACUUCAAAAAGAGGCAGUCGCAUGACUUGCUCCUACCGAAUGUGCUCCUUACCAGCUGUGGUAGUAUCAUGUUUGGUACAAAAAGUGUGUCCUAAUGGUAUCUGACAUGAUAAAGUAGUUCACUUGCGCUUUGAGAUAAGUGGUUCAGGAAUUCAAUCAUGAGCUCGUGCAUGACAUUGAUACCGUAUUAUUUUCUAUGAUUGAAGGUUUCAUGCACAUGAUAAAUCAUGAUCGCUUUGGUGAAUUUGUCAUCUGAUUCCUGUGUAUCAUUCUAUUGUAUGAAUGUUAAGUAGCACCAAAUCACUAUACAAAGUAUUUUGUGGCUUUGAUGUCAGAGCCAAAUACUUAAGUGCAUGAUGUCUCAAAUGAUUCUGAUGCAAUCCUUUUUACCAUAUCUGGUGGGACCACUUCUAUUCAGUGGAUUCUGGAAAAUUACAAUGUCUGUUCUAGCAUGUGGAGGAUAAUCAUAUGAUCAAAUGAGGAUUUUUAUUUUUGUGCAUGUUAUUGAGAGAUGGAUUUUGGUCUGUAAAUGUUGUUCAGUACUUAAGUUGCUAGGAUUAGCACCAGCAUCAGCACAAGGACUAGAGCAGACACAUUGUUCUUUAUAUCGAGAGAUGUUAUUUUUGUGUGUUAUCGAGAGAUGGAUUUUUGGGUACUUUGAUAUAUACAAAAACACAUUGUUCACUUUGUAAAGUUUCUAAUUUUUAGCUAA